UUCCGGACAACAACUUCCGGGUUUCGCCGGCUAAGAUUUUCUACAGGAAGAUUUACUAGACAAAUCCUAGACAAAUCCUCUUCCAUCGCUUGUCAGAAAUAAGUAUUUUCAGAUAUGAAGCUAUUUGCAUACCCACUGGCGUGCCUGCUUCUUUUUGGAGCCGGUGCAUUUGGAAGACAGGAUGCAAUCAAUGCAGAUUUGGUUAUUUCUGACGUUGAAAGGAAAAUUGAUAUUUCUACCCAUCUUGUCAAAAUCACUAAUGAAAUCACCUUUGAAAACACUGGCAAGUCAUCGACAGGAUAUUUCCUUGUGCCAAUAGACUCAUCUUUGCAGAAUUACCUUUCUUUCUUUGGGGCUUCUCUAAAAGGAAGUGGGGAUGAAAAGGGAGCUGCUCUUACUGUAUCACAAACUACUGUUUCCGGGCAAAGUGAGAAACAGUUGUGGAGAGUGGCCCUUCCUUCUGCUCUGGAGACUGGCAAGACGAUUAUUGUUGUAGUAGAAUCAGUCUUCUCCCACGCCCUGACGCCAUUCCCCCGCCAGAUCACACAGUCAGAAAAACAGUAUGUUGUCUUCAAUGGGAACCUGUUUGUGUUCUCCCCAUACAAAGUAAAAACCCAGAAGACAACUGUGAACACAGCCAGCAGCACAAUAGAGUCAUACACAAAGACCAAACCAGUGUCCCAGUCAGAAAACACUAUCACAUACGGACCUUUUGAGAACAAAGAGGCUUUCUCAGAGGCUGAGCUUAGAGUGCACUCUGAAAACAAUACUCCAUUCCUGACCAUCACAAGUAUGGAGCGUGUGAUCGAGGUGUCACACUGGGGAAACAUCGCAAUUGAGGAGCACAUUGAGGUCCGACACAGUGGUGCUGAACUGAAGGGAUCUUUCUCAAGAUACGACUACCAGAGAGCAGCUGACCAGGGGGCAUCUGUUAAGGCAUUCAAGACUGUCCUGCCAGCUGCUGCCAGUGAUGUAUACUAUCGUGACGAGAUCGGCAACAUCUCGACGAGUGCCCUGCGAGAGAUGGAUGAUCUGGUUGAGGUGGAACUCCGACCCCGUUUCCCUCUGUUUGGAGGAUGGAAGACCAAGUACACCAUUGGAUACAAUGUACCCAGCUACCAGUACCUCUUCAACUCUGGUGACAGCUAUGGUUUGAAGAUGCGAUUUGUUGACCAUGUUUUUGAUGACUUAGUUAUCGACCAGCUGACAAUCAAAAUCAUCCUGCCAGAAGGAUCUUCUGGUAUUGAGCUGAAGACCCCGUUCAAGGUGGAGAAGGGGGAGAAUGGUCUGCACUACACAUACCUGGACACCGUGGGACGACCUGUCAUCGUGGCGUACAAGAACAACCUCGUCGACCAGCACAUCCAGGACUUUGAGCUGUACUACAACUUCCAGAAACUGCGCCUUCUGCAGGAGCCCCUCCUGGUUGUCGGAGCCUUCUACCUGAUGUUCGUGCUCGUGAUUAUCUACGUUAGGAUGGACUUCUCCAUCACGAAGGACGAGGCAAAGGAGAGCAAAAUGCGUGUUGCCAGCCUUCUGGAGGAGGUUCAGAGUGCCCAGGACCGCCGCAGUGCCCUCUACCAGAGCUACGAUGAUGCCAUUGACAAGUUCAAGGCCAGCAAGGACCAGUCGAGCUUUAUCGCAGGUCGGAAGAAAAUAGACGCGGACUAUAAACAGCUGACACAGCAGAUACAAGGGCUACAGUCUUCCCUAAAGCAGGAGGGCUCUGACCUCACGGAAAGGGUUGGUGAGCUGAACCGUCAGGACCAGGCAUACCGUGAUCAGAUCAACGCCCUAGGAGUCCUUGCCGAGAAACUUGUGGCUGGCAAGUUCGGCAAGCAGCAGUAUAUUGAAAAUGAAAAGGUCAUCCAAGAUAAACGAAAUGAGAUUUACAAAAAAAUGGAUGAACUUUCAUCAAGUCUAAACUAGGGAGUCCAGUUUUCCCAUGGAUUGCUUUGAUUUAAAAUAGACUAGGUUUGAGAGUGUUCAUUUUGAUUGAAUGGAUAGAAUACACCAAUUGCUGUUGCGUGUUAAAAAAAUAAAAGCACAUACAUUCCUGAUGGAACGUUUUGAUCAGCAAAUUAUAUACAAUUUAGGUUUGAAGCGCCCUUGAACGUAUUUUUUAUGAAAAGGGCGCUCAACAAAUCUGGUAAAAUAAUAAUAAUAAUUUAUAGUUCUUCAGCUCAUUAUAUCUGUUCAGCUUAAAUGAUAACAUGAACAUAUCCGUUGCUUAGUAUUAAGGAGGUUUAUUUUAGAUUAAAGCUUUGCAUGGGAAUAAGCUAGUUUAUGACUAGAAAUAAGCUUUAGGAUUAAAAAAUUAAGAAUUCUAUUACUUAAGUGAUUUAAUCAUCAUUUAUUUUUAUUAUGCACCCAGAUGAACAUACUGGGCUCGUGUGAAUGUAAUUGGUUUAUGUUUAAUGGUAUGUUUAUUCAUUUAUGUGUUAGUGCAAAGAUGGUAAGAGUUAUUAAUAUAUAUCAGACAGUAGUUCCAUUCUCUGUACAAAAAGUGGUUGCAAUCUGUGUUUGUAAUAUGUUCAAAUGUAAUAGAUUUUAAAUAAAGAUAUAAAAAUCA
Messenger RNA from Mya arenaria, 2572 nucleotides. RefSeq names its product dolichyl-diphosphooligosaccharide--protein glycosyltransferase subunit 1-like. Lineage: Eukaryota; Metazoa; Mollusca; Bivalvia; Myida; Myidae. The coding region runs from base 115 to 1929 and encodes 604 amino acids. The transcript has 10 exons. The record is from RefSeq and is a predicted model, not a curated record. Gene Ontology annotation, cellular component: oligosaccharyltransferase complex; membrane.